CGCACGCGUUCGAACGAGCACUCACACACCUCACAUCUUAAAAAUGGCUUGCAUGUCCCUCUCCAUGUCCAAGGCGCUCGUCGCCAAGCCCCUGGCCCGCAAGGUCCAGGCGCGCAAGGCUGUCGUCUCCAAGGCGACCGUCGCGAAGGCGCAGGCGCCCACCAAGGCGGUCCUCUCCGCCGCGGUCGUCUCCCUCGCCGCGCAGGCGCUCCCCGCGCUCGCCGUGGUUGACGAGCGCCUCAACGGCGACGGCACCGGCCUCAUCCUCGGCCUCAACGACGAGCUCCUCGGCUUCGUCCUCCUCACCAUCCCCACGCUCAUCUUCUCGCAGUUUUACGCCGCGCAGAAGGACGAAGGCAUCGAGGCGGGCGGCAAGAACGACGACUCCGGUCUCUCCCUCUGAGCAAGCAGCGCUAGGUUUGUCACGAUGGACGACGUGUGCGGUGCGGUGCUUGAGAAGGGAGGAGAAUGAACGCUGCGCGGGCGUCGUCGUCGCGUCGGCGGUCGGUUAGCGGUGGUAAGAGGACGAGAAGGUGAUGAUGAAUGAAUGCACGCGCGACGAACGAGACGAGACGAGACGAGAAGGCGUCUCGUCUCGUCUCGUUCCGCGGAGGAAGAUUUGUUGCGAGGCUCGAAGGAUGGCGCGAUAGCACGGAGAGAAGUGAAGCGAGCAGCGCGUUGAAUAGUCACGCAUCCUAUGAGUUAAUUAACGCGCGCGCCUC
Molecule: messenger RNA, 722 nt
Organism: Micromonas pusilla CCMP1545
Lineage: Eukaryota; Viridiplantae; Chlorophyta; Mamiellophyceae; Mamiellales; Mamiellaceae
Gene: PSBW2
Product: photosystem II 13kD protein, chloroplast precursor
Exons: 4
Coding region: 44-403 (119 amino acids)
Biological process (GO): photosystem II stabilization; photosynthesis
Cellular component (GO): chloroplast thylakoid membrane; chloroplast; photosystem II
Source: RefSeq, a predicted model, not a curated record